Psilocybe cubensis is the source of this 3324-nucleotide messenger RNA. RefSeq lists its product as uncharacterized. Bases 1 to 3324 code for a protein of 1107 amino acids. NCBI's taxonomy places the organism in Eukaryota, Fungi, Basidiomycota, Agaricomycetes, Agaricales, Agrocybaceae. The record is from RefSeq and is a predicted model, not a curated record. The transcript is spliced from 5 exons.
AUGCGUCUCCUCACGCUCUUUCUGCCCACUCUCGCUCUUUUCACGCUCUUUCCCGCCAUUGUAUCUUCCAUCCACCACCCCCACGCUGUUCCACACCGCCGCGACCAUGCCCGUGCCCGUUCCCCUGCAUCCUCCAUCAUCGCCUCGCGCCAAUAUCGCAUCCCUCGUGAUCUUCUAGAUGUAUGCAUCAAUGUUAACGCCAACCUGCUUGCUGAUGCAUCCCAGCUGCUCGGCCUCUCCUCCCUCCUCGGCGCUCUCAAUCUCGGUGCUGAUAUCGAGCUUUGCCUGUGCCUCAAGGACCUUGAACUUUAUCUGGAUACUAACGAUCAACUCUCAGCCCUCAUUGGACUCCUUGGAAAAGAUACAGUCCGCGCUCUUAUUACCGCUUUGAUCAAUACUUCCCCGGAUGCACAACAGUGCUCGUUCCCGCAGCAUGCUCACCAUACGUGUAACACUGCGGACCCUUGCCAUUACGAUUGUGAUUCGCCAUAUAUUCGCAUUGGCGACCAAUGCGUCUGUGCACCUCCCAACGUCUCCUGUAACGGUGUAUGCGGGGAGUUUCCACAGGGUUGUAGCUCCGCUGUCCCCCGUGCUUUGGAGAAAAAGUUUGAGCCGAUUACGACUCUUGCGCAAGCGCGGGCGUCUUGUAGGUCUGGGCAGAGUGUAUGUGGUAUUCCGGGCAAGGAAAGCACGUUAUCGUUCGAGUGUGUCGAUACCAGUUCUACAAAGGAUAGCUGCGGUGGUUGUAUGACACCUCAUCCGUUUUUCGAGAUCGAGCCUGUUCGUCUUUCCUCGGGCAGAGAUUGUACGGCUAUUGCCAACGCGAAAAGCACGUCCUGCGCUGCGUCGCGCUGCGUUGUCAAUUCGUGCAGAGACGGCUGGGUUCCUAGCCCGCAGAACGAUGCUUGUGUUCCGCAUUCCGUCGAGUCGAGGAUGCGCAGGGUCAGGAAGCGAUCUGAAGCGGAUAGUAUCGUGGAUACGGGUGCUACUGUGGAUAUCGGCUUGCUCAUCAGCGCUGUGGUCAAAGCUGUCGUUGCUUUGAAUGUUCAUGGGCCGGUUACGGUUAUCACCAGUCUCCCGACAUCGUAUUCAAGUGACGAUCUCGUGCAUCUCGACGAUAUCUAUAGCCUUGUUAACGGUGUCGAUGCGGCUACCACCGGUCUCGUCACGUCCACUUCCAUUCCUACCGCCAUUUCAUACGCGAAUGCGUUGCUGGAUGUGUCGACGCUUUUGAGGAGCACGUUGAGUGAUUGUCAGUGUGUUGCAAGUCUGGGAUUGCAGGAUUUGGUUGGUGAUGUGGAUGAUGUUGUUGAUAGUGUUGGGAGUUUGCUUGCGGUUUGUAAUGCGUCUAGUCCUGUUGGUUCGUCUGGAUCGUCUAGUGCCGUUGGCUCGUCUGGAUCGUCGACGGUGUCUGGAUCCUCAACGGUUCCGGAUAUCAGCACACCUGGAGUCUCUGGCGACCCGUUAAUCGUUGGGUUGACGAGCUUGCUUUCGAGCCUUGGUAUCGCCGGGAAAUCGGGAGUGGUUGUGGAUGGAUUGGUCGGUCCUGAUACGGCGAGUUCUGUUAAUGGUCUUCUUGAUGGGUUAGGUGUUGGUCCGGCGAAUUAUAAGCGUCAAGGUGUUCCAGCGAACUAUAAGCGCCAAACUAUCCCACCUAUCAAUGCCUUGGUCAACGCGACUGUUGGUACCGACUCUGGGUUGUUGGACCGGUUGACUGUUAUUGUGAAUUUGGUUAUCAAUUUGACGGGGUCUGCGCCUGGGGCAUCUACGAGUACGAGCGCGGGCACGACUACGACCACGGAUUCGCCUAUCAAGUCUGCAGGCUCGUCCUCCACUGCGCUCUCUGAUUGUCUCGUUGAUCCCGUCAUCUUUGGAUCUCUAUACCAAUAUGCCAUCAACCUGGUCGAAUCGCCUGAUUUUGAGACGCUUUGUCGGAAUACUGUUACGCUGCUCGAGGCUGAGCGGAGCUUGAAGGGGUUGUUUGAGGCGUGUCCGUACGUUGAUAGUCUGGGGCUGGGAGGGGUUGUGGAUGAUUUGGUGUUGGUUUUGAGGGAGACUUUGGGGUUGGAUGAGUGGUGUGUUGAGAAUUUUGGUGGUUCUGGUGUUGGGGUUACUACGUCUGUGGGGAGUUUGGCUGCGCCUGCGACUAGGUCUGCUUCGCCUACGACUGCUUCGCCUACGACUACGUCUGCUGGGACUAGUGUAUCGGUUGUUGUGGGUGUUGCAGCGAGUUCUGCUGUGUCUCAUAUCACGUCCACCACUUCCAUUCUUCCCGCCGUGUCAACAAUAUCGUCGACCACUGCUCUCGUCCAUCCACCGUAUUCGUCUACAACACCUGUUGCCUCUGCAGCCGCCGCCCCCGCCACUGAUAUUCCUAUUGUCGUCAGUCUGGAUGAUGUUCUUGCGGGAUUGGGACUGGGCGGGACGAAGGCUGUUGUUAGUGUUGAUGGAGUUUUGGGGGAUGGGUUGGAUGAGAGUGUGGAUGGGCUUUUGGAUGGGGUUGGGAUUGGGCCUCAUGAUGUUAAAAGGGACACGGGUGGAGAACAUAACAUCGAAAGAAGCACGGAUCGUCGUCGACAGAUUGUUGCGAAUGUGAAUGCGACUGUGGAUCUUUCUGGACUUGAGCUUGGAGGGUUGGUUGAUGAGCUUGUUGGUCUUGUCCUUGGGUUGGAUGGGCUGCGUUUGGGAGGGUCUAGUGGAGGUGUGGUGUCGUCUGGUACUACUGCGAGCUCGGCGGCUCCGGUUCUUGGAAUUCCGCUUGUGGUUCCUUUGAUUUCGGAUACAACUUCGUCUCUAGUCGACACGGCAUCUCCUCUACUCGACCAAGCACUCGUCUCAAACGUCGUAUCAGCCGUCCUCUCCCUCCUCUCUUUGAAAUCGCCGACCUAUGGACAGUUGUUGAAUGCGCUUGAUGGUGUUUUGUCUGCUUGUUCGAGUGCAGUUGGGGGUUUCGAGGAUGAGAAUGUAGAUAGCAGUGCGGUGGAUGGGUAUUUGGAGGGUAUUGUGAGGGUUGUGAAGGUGUUGGAGGGUGUUUGUGUGCAGGCUGCGUCUUCUGGCAAUUCAUCCUCUGUCAAAGACGAUGCAGACCAUCCAUCCUCUGUCAAAGACGAUGCAGACCACCCUCUUGUCGUCGGGCUCACCAAGCUGCUUAAAGGACUCGGCCUUGAUAUUUCAGCUGUGGUUGUUGUUGAUGGGCUUUUGAGUGAUGGUUUGGAUGAGGGCCUUGAUGGUGUUUUGGAUGGGGUUGGUAUUGGGCCUGGUGGGGCGGUGGCUACUACUAGGAGGAGGAGGGGGAGGGGGAGGAGGUCGGAGCAGGAUUGGUAG